This is a messenger RNA of Aspergillus ochraceoroseus IBT 24754, 1972 nucleotides long. Its product is annotated as mitochondrial 37S ribosomal protein mS29. The transcript is spliced from 2 exons. NCBI's taxonomy places the organism in Eukaryota, Fungi, Ascomycota, Eurotiomycetes, Eurotiales, Aspergillaceae. Gene Ontology annotation, cellular component: mitochondrial small ribosomal subunit. The record is from RefSeq and is a predicted model, not a curated record. Gene Ontology annotation, molecular function: structural constituent of ribosome. Bases 116 to 1621 code for a protein of 501 amino acids.
CCCCAACCCGCCGCCUCGGAUCCCUCCCGUCGCAGCCUCUCCGCGGCCUCAAUUCCAUUAUAGUUUCCAUUGACCCUUUGAAACACUGGCCGUUGUGCCGGUGUGCCGCAUUGCCAUGGUUUCUUCCUUUUGCUGGAGCUGCCUCACGCGGCUUCGCCAGACACCUCGCAGCGUUUUACCGUCUCCGACCGCAUUGUCUCGAGGACCGGCCUUCCAUACAUCCACCGCCCGCUAUGCGAUGCCCAUGAAGAAGAAAGCGAGCCAGGAAGGCCCCGCCAGAUAUCGUCAGGCCAAAUCCGCCAAGAUGAAGAAGAAGCGCCCUACGGACCGGCCGCGUCCCCCCCCCGUCGGAGAGCGCAAGGCGCUCCGCAAGCGUAUUGUCCUGAGUAACCCUAACGCUCUCGAGGUUGACGGGAUGCAGGAGCUGUCGGCGGAGACAAUGCUGGACUCUCGUCUUCGGGGAACCGUUCUUGCUCUCCCCGUCCCGAUGCUGGAUCAGCUGCGGGCGGUCCAGGCCUUCAAGCCGAAGCAGGGUUGGUCGAUCUUCCGCCGGCCGGGAACGGUGAUGAGGCGGGAAACAUUGGAGAUGGGUAGAUUGUUUGAUUCGAUUUCUGGCGAGGGUAAAGAUCAAGGUAGUGUGGUGAAGAAGAUUGUCACCGGGCCCAGAGGGUCUGGAAAGAGUGUCCAUCUGCUCCAGGCCAUGGCAAUGGCGUUUACGAAGAAGUGGGUUGUUUUCACGGUCCCCGAUGCCCAGGAACUAGUCACCGCUCACACCAGCUAUGCUCCUCUUUCCGAUGAAGUUCCGGAUCUGUAUGUCCAAAACGAGAGCACUGCUGCGCUGCUGUCCCGCACUAUUACUGCCAACAAGGAGGUCUUGACCGGCCUGAAGAUCUCUCAGCAACAUCCGGCCCUCAAGUCCGUGGUCAAGCCUAACACGACACUGCACGACCUGGCUCAGAUCGGCAUCCAGGAUCCUGCCAGCUCCUGGGCUGUUUUCCAGGCCCUGUGGACUGAACUCACAGCUACGGUCGCGGCUCCAGGUCUGGAAAAGAACUUCAUUCCCCGUCCGCCCAUACUGGUGACUGUUGAUGGCCUUGCCCACUGGAUGAAGAACUCCGAGUAUCGCACGGCCGACUUCAAGCCUGUCCACACCCACGACCUUGUCUUUGUGCGGCACUUCCUUUCUCUGUUGCAGCCUGGCCAGGGCAAGCCCACGCUCCCCAACGGCGGAGCACUCCUCUACGCUACCUCUGCUUCCAACAGCCCCGGUAUCUACAGCUUGGACGUCGCUCUGAAACAGGUUGAAGCCCGCCACGCUGGCGUGGACCCCUCGGCUCCCGAAUUCCCCCAGGUUGAGCCUUACAGCAAGCCCGACCCCAGAGUGCUCGAGGCCCUCGCGUCAUCCAAGCCUACUGCUACCCGGGAAGGUAUGCUGGAGCUUCAGACCCUCGGCGGACUGACCCGCAGCGAAGCCCGCGGCUUCCUGGAGUACUUUGCGCAGAGCGGUCUGCUCCGCGAAACCAUCAACGACGAAUGGGUUGGUGAGAAGUGGACAUUGGCUGGUGGCGGCGUGAUCGGCGAGCUUGAGAAGUUGGGCCGCCGCCUGAGAGUGGCUGCUUAGAGGGCAUGCAUGCGCUUGAUGGCAUCAAGCAUGAAUUUCUGGUCUUGUUUAGUUCUCUUUUGUUUUCCUGUCCUGUCUAUCUGUCUAUGGGUUGUUUUCUUUCCGAUCACGGUUCCGUACGGGUUUAAGCUGUAUUUUAGUAUUGAGAGUAUGUACAUUGUAUUUAUAUCAACCAAGCGAGGAAUACGAUUAUUGGCGGUUUCAAAACUCCAUAAUAGAUUGGGCAGCUGAAUUAAAUACUGUCAUCCGACCCUCCUUGAAGACUGUUGAACAUCCGAUGCAGCGAUCAUUUAUGGAGGAUGACUUGCAUUCGUCACAUGUUGGUGAGAACGCACUCAUGGAGGGGGGGGG